AUGAGUACUUCCGCCUCGAACACGCAAACUCCUUCGAUUGCCGCUUCCUCGACCGCUACGCCCGCGAACAGCUCCUCUGCAGGAUCGUCCGCCACCGUGGCCGCUGGAUCGGCUCAGCCCGCUACCCGCAGUUCCUACGCCAAUGCGACCAAGAAGAUCUCUGAUCCGAUUAUCGCCAGCAGCGGAACCCCGCCGGUAGUGGGAGGCCCGCAGACGGCGCACCAUGGCAAGGCCCCGUCCGUUUCCCCCGUCAACGGCAGCAGCAGCAUCAAGCCUGUCGUUCCCGCCAUGCCCACCAUUGUGAGCGGCGGCCCAAAUGGCAACGGCGGUGACCACAACCGCAAGUCUUCGGUGCACAUCAAGCAGACGCCCCCAACCACGGGUCCACCCUCUGGCAUCAAGUUUGGCCAGCUGGCUGCCUCGCCUGCGCCUGCGCACGCAUCGCCCGCCGUCCAAGGAAAUUUGAACCCACAAAUGCAAAAUCCGCGCAUUGCCUCGCCAGCGCAUUCACCUUCCCCCAUCCCCACGCCUAUCUCGGGGGGACCCAAGCCCGACGGACUGCCUACACGCCCCAAUCUGGUCUUCGGUGGCCAAGGCGGUGACAGCAACGAAGCUAACUCCCGCCCUCCCAUGCCCCCUCAACCCAACGCCAUCCCACAGGCUCAGCACCUUCGCCGCGAGUCUUCGCACUCUGCGCACAGUGACAUGAGCAACGCAAACAUGGGCCGUGGCUACCCCCCCGCCGCUGGCCGUGGCGGCCGUGGUUUCCAGCCGCAACACUACAACCCAAACAUGGCCAACCACUCACCGCAGCCCUACCGUCCCCUACCUCACCAGCAGAUGGGUCGCGGGAUGCCACCGCCUUUCCAGCCUCAGGGUAUGCAGCAGCAGGGCUCGCCAUACCGCCAGACUCGCAGCCCAGCCAUCACACCCGCUACCAUGCACCAACAGGCACAUCUCGCCAAUCCUCAAGGUAUGCCUUAUUACCCAGGCCAGCAGUACCCUCAACCUGGCAUGUACGGCAUGGGCGGGCCAGGUCUCGACCCAUACAACAACUACUACGCCGGCCAGAGUUAUGGUCUGCAGCAGUCGAUUCACUACCCCGGUGUUCCUGCGAGCCCCAAUCGCGGCCAUGGUUUCCCCGCACAAAUGCCCUACGGCGUUGCUGCUCCCUAUGGCCAACCACCUCAAGCUCCAGGCAUGUCGCGGACCCCCUCAAACAUGUCCGAGCGUCCACAGUCUGCCGUUCCCCAACCCAGCACGCCUGCGAUGACCAAUGUCAACCACAUCUCGCACACCCAUACACCCAGCGUGACUGCGGCAAGUCCAGUUCCUGGCUCCACUUUUGAGCGCCCGAAGAAACAGAGCAAGGCCAUUGUCAUCAAGAAUCCCGAGGGAGGGGUUGUCGACGUUCCCAAGCCAAAGGGUACCGCCUCACCUGUCCCAGCUGCUGUCGCCGCUCCACCUGCCGCUCCCCGUUCCCCCGCGAUUGCUGCUACACCCACUCCGCCGCCACGUGCUCCUAGUGCCACCGACUCGGUAUCGGCUGAUGAUGCCGCUAAGAUGGCAAAGGAAAAGAAGCAGGCCGAGUUUGUCAAACAGUUCCAGGAGACUCUUCGUCUCCAGGAAGAGGCCGACAAGAAGGCAAAGGAUACGUCAGAGGCUGACGCAAAGGCUGAAGCUGAAGCCAAGCAAAAGGCCAAAGAGGACGCCGAAGCAAAGGCCGCCCAAGAGACGAAAGACAAGGAAGCUGCCGAUGCCGCUGCAAAAGCCGAGGAUGACGAGGCCGAAAAGAAGCGUCUCGAAGACGAAGAGAUGGAGCGCAUGAUUGCCGAGAUGGAAGAAGAAGAGCGCAAGCGCGAGGCUGACGAGAAGCGUUAUGCCGAGGAAAAGAAAGCUAAGGCUGAAGCUGAAAAGGCCAAUGCCGCGGAAAAGAUCAAGCAAGAGGAGGAACGUCUCCGCAAACUCGAGCGUGAGGCUGAAGAGGCAGAGGCCGCUCGUGAAGCCGAGACUCCUGAGCAGAGGGCUGAGCGUGAAGCCAAGAACAAGGAUCUCUUCGCCAGCUUGAAGAAGAACACACAGUUUGGCCCAGGUGCCAACCUCGCUGGUGAGACCAGCGGUGACUCCACACCGGUCGAGCCUGCCGCAGCUCCUAUUGCCGCUCCUGUUCCCUCGAAGCCUCUCAGCGCGACCAAGUCCAAGCCAGCUGCUUUGAAGCUCGAGACCAAUAAGACGGUCGAACCCGCACAGCCCACUGCUGGUAUGCAGGCGCUCAAGUCUGCACGCUUCUUGCAAGUCAAGGCGGAGCUUGUCAAGUACCCUGAGGGCAUCCAGUCGCCCAACCCUGCUUUGAACCUCAGCACCAAGAGCAAGGGCCGUCAAUAUGACAAGGACUUCUUGCUCCAGUUCCAGGAGGUCUUCAAGGAGAAGCCAUCCACUGAUUGGGACAUGAAGCUCAAGGAGACGGUUGGUGACGAUCCAGCUUCUGCUCGCGGUCCGCCCUCUGCCCGCCCUGGUGGUGGUGCCGGCAUGGGUAGCCGCACGGGCUCCCGUAAUGCCACCAGCAACGUCAUGGGCCAGUUCCAAGGCAGCUUCAACACCAGCCGCACACUCGCGCCAGGCACGACUUCUGAACAGCGUUUCCAACAAGCCAAUCGCGGCGGCUCAAUGCAGAACCCUCUUGCUCAACAUGUCAUGGGCGGUGGUAAUCGCACCGGUGCCUUCCCUAUGGCUCCUCCAAUGGCUCGUACUGGUUCGUACACGACCAUGCCCCACGGUGGCCCCAACUCUCCUCGUGUUGGUAGCUCACGUGGCAAGGGUGGAGCUGGUGGUGGCAGUCGUCGUGGUGGUGGCAAGAACGAAGGUCGCGAGGCGGCUCAGAUGCCCCUCACCGCUGGUCAGGAAGUCAAGGCACUCGAACGGUCCAAGACUGGAUGGCAACCACCCUCGGUCACGCAGCCUGCUCAGGUUCAGGCUCAGAUGGCUGCCGGGCACAUGGCACCGGACAUGGUGCAACGCAAGGUCAAGGCUGCGCUCAACAAGAUGACGCCCGAGAAGUUUGACAAGAUCUCGGACCAGAUCCUGGAGAUUGCUGCUCAGUCCAAGGACGAGACCGAUGGUCGUACGCUUCGACAAGUCAUUCAACUCACAUUCGAGAAGGCUUGCGACGAGUCCCAUUGGUCUUCCAUGUAUGCCAAAUUCUGUAGCCGUAUGCUUCAGACCAUGAGCACUGAAAUCAAGGAUGAAAACGUCCGCGACAAGCACAACCAGCCCGUCGUCGGGGGUGCUCUCUUCCGAAAGUAUCUUCUCAACCGCUGUCAAGAAGAGUUUGAGCGUGGUUGGGAAGUCAACCUGCCCGAGGCUCCAGAGGACGGAAAGGAGGCUCAGUUGCUGUCCGAUGACUAUUACAUCGCUGCGGCCGCCAAGCGAAAGGGUCUUGGUCUCAUUCAAUUCAUCGGAGAGCUGUACAAGCUGGGCAUGUUGACGCUUCGCAUCAUGCACGAAUGUGUCCUCAAGCUUCUUGAUUUUGAAGGACUCCCUGAUGAAGCUGCUAUUGAGAGUUUGGUCAAGUUGCUUCGCACUGUUGGUCAGACCAUGGAAUCUGCCGAGGCCGGUCCCAAGAUGAUCAACAUGUACUUUGAACGCAUCGAAAAGGUCAUGAACAUGGAAGGACUCCCAUCGCGUAUGCGUUUCAUGUUGCUCGAUACGAUUGACAUGCGCAAGUCUGGCUGGAAGUCCAAGGAUGUGCUCAAGGGCCCCAAGACCAUCGCAGAGAUUCACCAAGAGGCCGUUGCAGCCCAACAAGCAGCCGAGAUGGAACGCACGCGCUCGAAUCAGCGUGGCGGCGGCGGUGGUGGUGGACGUCUACCCAUGGGCCGUGGCGAUGCUCGCUCAUUCUCUGGCGGUGGCAUGCCACCGCCUCCCGACAACGGGGGUCGUGUGCAGAUGGAUGAUCUCCGCAAGUUGUCCAAGGGUGCUUCUGGACGUAACCUAAACAACGCAGGGCCACUGGGUCCAUCCAUGCUCGGUAAUCGCAGUGGCAGUGGCCGUCGUGGUCUUGGCCCUGGCAUGAUGGGAGGUCGCGGUGAUGAGUCUGGCAUGUCCUCGCGGACUGCCACACCACCUACACAAAAGGAGAAGGAGCCAGCUGCUCAUGCGAAUGCGUUCAGUGCCUUGGCAGCGCUCGAUAACGACAUGGCCGAGGCCUCUCCAUCCCACGCUGCAGAAGAGUCUACUGCAGAGACGGAGGCCAAGCCUUCCGAGUGA
Molecule: messenger RNA, 4266 nt
Organism: Plenodomus lingam JN3
Lineage: Eukaryota; Fungi; Ascomycota; Dothideomycetes; Pleosporales; Leptosphaeriaceae
Cellular component (GO): eukaryotic translation initiation factor 4F complex
Molecular function (GO): mRNA binding; translation initiation factor activity; protein binding
Source: RefSeq, a predicted model, not a curated record